AUGGCCGCCAGCCGCCUCCCGCCGACUGCGCUCACCCUGAAGCAGUUCUUGAGGCGAGAGCAGGUUCUUCAGUUGUACAGGAAGAUCCUGCGGGCUAUUCGCGACGUCCCUGCUGAAGCAGAUCGUCGCUAUUUAAAGGACUGGGCCAGGGAGGAAUUCAGGAGAAAUAAAGAUGCUACAGAAGAGGAUGCAAUCAGGAUGAUGAUUACUCAAGGCAACAUGCAACUUCAGGAACUUCAAAGAACACUUAAGCUGGCAAAAUCCUGAUCUUAAUUUUGUUGACAGCUGGACUUUCAUCUGCUGCGAACGAGCAUAGUAUUUUUUUCCAGAAUGUGGUUAUAAUAGCAGCCUUUGCUGACAACCUGGUAAUGUUUGAAGGUGGAAUCUACUGCAGUGGGGUUUUUGUUUGGUUUUUCCCCUUCCCCUUCCCCUUCCUCCUCUCGGUUUGGUUACCCUCCCUGUGGAAAUCACUCAGACACAAAGGACUUUAAAGAGCUGAGUGGAUGAUGUAGCACGUGCUGCGGGAAAAGCAGAAAGCACCAAAAAUUACAACAGCACUGUUAUGCCAGGGAAAUGGAAAAUAAAUAUAAACCAGAUUAUUUUGUCUGUUUUCUAUUGUGGCAACUCUAAGUGGUAACAUUCAUAGUGGUAACAGCUCUUUCUGUACUGUGCCAAAGAUUUCUACCAAAAUUUGGGAUUAAAAAAGCAUUUGGGAUAAAUGAAUGGGCCCAAAACCAAUAAACAUGAUAAAACACUAAGAAAAUGUUUUGUAUGUAGAUGUUGAUUUUCAGUUAUAGCUGAAUAAAACUUAAAAGGGAAGGUCUUUAUAUACGAAAAUGAGAUUUUUUAGCCCCAGAAACAGUUACUACCAAGUUAACAGGAAGUACCUUCAAGUUAGCAUUUAA
Messenger RNA from Gymnogyps californianus (California condor), 905 nucleotides. It is a transcript of the gene LYRM2, whose product is annotated as LYR motif containing 2. Gene Ontology annotation, cellular component: mitochondrion. NCBI's taxonomy places the organism in Eukaryota, Metazoa, Chordata, Aves, Accipitriformes, Cathartidae. The transcript has 3 exons. The record is from RefSeq and is a predicted model, not a curated record. The coding region runs from base 1 to 267 and encodes 88 amino acids.